Molecule: messenger RNA, 711 nt
Organism: Anguilla rostrata (American eel)
Lineage: Eukaryota; Metazoa; Chordata; Actinopteri; Anguilliformes; Anguillidae
Product: cocaine- and amphetamine-regulated transcript protein-like
Exons: 3
Coding region: 125-475 (116 amino acids)
Biological process (GO): cellular response to starvation; positive regulation of MAPK cascade; negative regulation of appetite
Molecular function (GO): neuropeptide hormone activity
Source: RefSeq, a predicted model, not a curated record
CCACGAAUCGCGUGGAAUAGAUAAAAGGUGAGAGUACUGCAAGGAGAGGGUAUUUAAUCUGAAUCGCCGAAAAAGACAACAGAACUUCGCACACGUUGUGUCAGAUCAAUCUGCGUUCAGGACCAUGGAAAGCUCUAGACUGUGGACGAUAACUCUGAUUGUGCUGCUCUCUGUCGUUAGUGGGGCUGAAAUUAACGAACCGGAAUUGGAUUUGAAUUUAGAUACAAGAGCUUUAUCGGACUUCUACCCUAAAGACCCUAACUUGACCAACGAAAAGCAGCUCCUUGGGGCUCUCCAAGAAGUUCUGGAAAAACUGCAGAGUAAAAGAAUUUCGCCAUGGGAAAAGAAAUUUGGUCAAGUUCCUACGUGCGACGUAGGGGAGCAAUGCGCGGUGAGAAAAGGAUCUCGAAUCGGCAAGAUGUGCGACUGUCCACGAGGGGCGUUUUGCAACUUUUUUCUGCUCAAAUGCCUGUGAAGAAUAUUAAAUAAAAAAGUAAUCGAAAUAGAUUAAACAUACAUUGAAUAUAUAAAAAUAAUAUUAUUUGCAUAAUUUUGUUACAGCACAACAAUACAUUCGAUUAAAUGGAUGGCGCAUUUGAUAACAAAGGGGUAUCAGAUUACUAGAAGCUUACGAAAUUUACUGAAAUAUUUUACUGCCAACUGUAAAUAAAAUGUAUGAUUAUUAAAGUAUGUUAUAUCUUGUUUCGUAAA